CUGACUUAAAUAUAUAAUUGUAAUAAUUAAAGAUUAUGACGACUUUGAUGUACCAAACUGUGAAAACAUAACAGUUUUUUGUGAUAAUUAUCGACUGAAGCUAAGCCAGGAGGCUUUGUUUGCCAGUACGUUGAUUUAAAAGGCGUUUUUAUCACAGAAGAACAUCAAAAUAGGAUCACUGUUUGUGACUGGAUGAAUAAGUUUAAAAUAACACACGCGAUAAUUAAUUAGAAUUGAAAACGCAUUCUACAAAAAUAGUCAUAUAUAUAGUUUUUAUAUUUGUGUAUGGAUAUAUCAAGACAAGAUUAGCAUGGCCACAUUGCUGGGGCAUGUCAUGUCCUUAGUCCUGGAUAAGAGCAGUAAAGUAGACAAUCUCAUCCCCUGUUACCGAGGCGACGACUUCAUGGCAGACGAACUGACACCACGUGAACACAUCUCGUCAUCUACCGAGACGUUUGCUACGGAAUAUGUUGUCUCUAUGGAUACUGAUUCUUCUGUCAAUUACGACUGCGCUUGGACCACAUCCGGUUCCGGUGCGACGACGGAAGACGCGUACAAGUUCUCUGCAGGCGUAUUCGAGAUUAGCCAGCCUAUUACGCUUGUUGCCAAGGACUCUGUGAAACCCAAGAAAACUAACUCGUUCUCUAUAGAUUCCAUACUAGGAAACAGGACAUCCGAUACUCCGACAGUGGACAGUGCGUCUCCAUCGUGGUUAGCAAAUGCUUGUGUUAAUUAUUCGAUGCAAACGCUCAACUGGAAUACAUGUCAUGUCGUACCCGAUGGAAAUUAUAAUGAACCGGAACAGGACAGACUCUACUGGUGCCACGCUUGUGACGAGUUAUGUGAAAACGAGACCGAGGCAGCCAGGCACCAGAGGGAACACGCCGACAACAGGGAUCACUGCUUGCUAAAGGAACCUCUAUUCUCCAAACACGGAUACACCAGUGUCCACCAGAAAACAUCGUAUUCAAAACGACUGAAGUGUGGAUUGUGUGACAAGAUCGUGACCAGUGACUUCUUGCGUCGCCAUAUGCGCGCGCAUCAUUGUAACAAGUGCGAUGUGUGUGAAGUCGAAUUGAGAAGAAACUCAAACAUUAAGAAAAAUAUUCGCGCGCAUUCGGAGCCUAUGUCAGUGUCGUGUGAGAAAUGUAAGUCGAAAGCUGGAUUAAGACGAGUUUUGACCGUCCACAAUUUAAACGUUCAUCGCCAAACAUUGUGCAAAUAUUGUGGACUGAAGUUCAACAAUAAGUACGCAUGCGCACAACACGAACGCUCGCACACCGGAAGAAAGCCUUACGCAUGUCAAGUUCCCGGAUGUAGAAAGACGUUUGCGCAGGACUUACAGCUCCAGCUUCACUCCAAAGUUCAUUUCUGAAUUGUGAUUGAACAGUAAAUAUAUAACUUAUGUAGACACAGUAAAAUUUAGUGUCUACAUUUGUCUCUAACUGUUGUUUUAAGUGCUACUAUUCUAGUGCUUGUUGUUGUAAAAUUGUUUAGCAUUAAAUAGUUUCAUAAAUAUAUAA
Molecule: messenger RNA, 1523 nt
Organism: Dreissena polymorpha
Lineage: Eukaryota; Metazoa; Mollusca; Bivalvia; Myida; Dreissenidae
Product: zinc finger protein 570-like
Exons: 2
Coding region: 311-1375 (354 amino acids)
Biological process (GO): regulation of transcription by RNA polymerase II
Cellular component (GO): nucleus
Molecular function (GO): RNA polymerase II transcription regulatory region sequence-specific DNA binding; DNA-binding transcription factor activity, RNA polymerase II-specific
Source: RefSeq, a predicted model, not a curated record